This is a messenger RNA of Neohortaea acidophila, 3437 nucleotides long. RefSeq lists its product as uncharacterized. Lineage: Eukaryota; Fungi; Ascomycota; Dothideomycetes; Mycosphaerellales; Teratosphaeriaceae. Gene Ontology annotation, biological process: cell motility; intracellular signal transduction; phosphatidic acid biosynthetic process. The transcript is spliced from 2 exons. The record is from RefSeq and is a predicted model, not a curated record. The coding region runs from base 178 to 3381 and encodes 1067 amino acids. Gene Ontology annotation, molecular function: D-type glycerophospholipase activity.
CCACGACAGAUAGGAAGAUGCAGGUGCCUUGAUUCUGCACUUCAUCUCCCGUGGGCUCCCGACUUUACUCCUCUCUGCGGCGCAAUACUUAGCAUCGCACGUUAGUACCUGCACCAACGUUGCCUUGCACCCUGGUCUCCAGCCUAGUUACCGAUUGCGCCUGCGGGGCUCGCAAACAUGGUGGGCAAGACUCACGACCAUGGCACUGAGAGUCUGCAACAGCAGUCAACCAACGACAGCACGUCCGACGAGCACAGAAGUUUGAAGGACAAACUGAAGAAUCCCUUCUCCGACCUUCGAGACAAGAUGAAGGAUUCUUCGCUCUACGAUGCAAAAGUCAAGGCCAUCCACUUGAAACAUCGCAUCGGCAAGAUGGAGAAUCUAUUCAAUCACAAUCAUCGCCACGACGAGGCCCACGAGCAGGCGACCGACGCCAAACGCACCAAAAUCGCCGAGGGUCAUCGCUUUCAGUCUUUCUUUCCCGAGCGAGACGGAAAUCUCAUCAAGUGGUAUGUCGACGGCCGCGACUAUUACCACGCCGUUUCCAUUGCUCUGGAGAACGCAAAGGAGUCCAUUUACAUCGAAGACUGGUGGCUCAGUCCCGAGUUGUUCCUGCGCAGACCGCCGCACACUCAGCAAAAAUGGAGACUGGACCACACCAUCAAACGCGCGGCCGAGCGCGGCGUCAAGAUCUACGUCUUCCUCUACAAGGAAGUCACUGCAGCGCUGACCUGCAACUCGGAGCACUCCAAGCACACGCUCGAGCAACUCUGUCCCGAAGGCACUCCCGGGUACAAGAACAUUGUGGUUAUGCGCCAUCCCGAUCACAACUUCUUCGAAAACGCCGGCGACAUGACCUUCUACUGGGCGCAUCACGAGAAAUUCAUCGUCAUCGACUACGACACUGCCUUUAUUGGCGGCCUCGAUCUCUGCUUUGGCAGAUGGGAUAACAAGCAGCACCCUCUCGCGGAUGCUCAUCCUACCAACGUGCAAAACGAGAUCUUCCCGGGCCAAGACUUCAACAAUAACCGCAUCAUGGACUUCCAGACUGUGGACGACUGGAAGAGCAACGAACUCUCUAAGACCGAGUACGGCCGCAUGCCAUGGCACGACGUAGCAAUGGGCCUCGUUGGACCUUGUGUGUACGACAUUGCCGAGCAUUUCAUCCUUCGUUGGAACUUUGCCAAACGCGACAAGUACAAGCGGGAUGAUGAGUAUGACUGGCUGACCUUGACCGGACGCACGGGCGAAGACGAAGAUCUUGUCGGUGUGCAACGGCCGAAACACCCUGUGGGAGAAUACAUUCAGCAUCCACUGUCAGCACUUGAGCACAAGCGUGGAAAUCCCAACCUCAACCUCAAUCUUGUCGAAAGUCAACAGCAGGCUGGCCCAGGCGCUCACUCCGAUGGCGAGGACGAGUUUCAUGAUGCUCCAGAGACACCUGGAGCACAUGGCUAUGUUGAGGGCCAGCAUCGAACGCCGCAGACCUGGCUGUCUGACGGAUUGCACGAAGGCCGGAUUCACCGGCCCAACUUCCAGCAUCACAAGACUUCGGAGAAGCAUCCGGGUGAGGCUCAUGGUAACCAAUCAAGCGGACAGGAGCACGAUAAGAUGACUGGCAACGACACCAAGAAAGAAGGCACUGUCUCGGCGUCGGGAGGCGUGACGGAGAAGCUGAAAAGCUACUCCUCCGACAUCGUGGACUACGAAGCCCCCGGAGGCUAUGGAACGUUGCACGCACAGAUCGUGCGCAGCUCGGCGGAUUGGUCCAGUGGCAUUCUGACCGAUCAAAGCAUUCAGAACGCCUACUGUCAAGCCAUUCGAGGCGCGCGGCACUACGUCUAUAUUGAAAAUCAGUUUUUCAUCACCGCGACUGGUGAGGAGCAGUCACCCGUCCACAACCUCAUCGGCAAAGCGAUUGUCGAUGCGUGUGCUGCAGCCGACAAAGAGGGCCGCACCUUCCGCGUCAUUGUCAUCAUGCCUGCCAUACCUGGUUUCGCAGGCGAUCUCAGAAGUGAUGCUGCAGCAGGCACCCGCGCCAUCAUGGACUACCAGUACAAAUCGAUCAGUCGAGGAGAGCACUCCAUCUUUGGACAAUUGACUGCGCAAGGCGUAGAUCCGGCGAAAUACAUCUUUGUAUUCAAUCUCCGAUCAUACGACCGCAUCAACAAUACCCCGGAGUCGAAGAAGCAGGAGAAGGAGUCUGGGGUGAAAUACCAGCAUCUGCAAAGAGCUCAAGCGGAGGAAGUGAUGGGUUCUGGUGUCCACGGAACGCCGGGAGAGCACAAGAGCAAGAGGGCGGAAGCGAAGAGAAAGGCGCGCAAAGGCGGCCAUGCAACUGGACUCAAGGGUCUGCUGAGUACCAAGAAGCAGGCCGAGGCCGGGAAGGCGGAGAGCAGCUCCGAGUCGGAGUCGGAUGAGGAGGAUGGUCCCCCGGCGGGAGCUCAAGACAAGAAGCAAGAAGACGAGCAACAAAAUGAGAACCAGCCCGCGGCCAAGCGCGGGGAAGAUGCUGCAGAUAAACGGGAGGAACUGGAACAACGUCGGGAGGAUGAAAAGACGGAAGGCAGGGGCAAGGAUGACGGGAAACAAAUCUCCGACUCGAUUGCGCACAAUGCCAUGCUCGACGGUGGGAAAGUGAGUGACGAGGUGUGGGCGGGGCGUGGAGGAGGACAGCAAGACGGCAUGGAGGAGAAUGAAGCCCGGGAGCAGGAGAAGGAGAACUUCAUCCAGGAGCAGCUGUACAUCCAUGCAAAGGUCCUGAUCGUCGACGACAGACUCGUCAUCUGCGGCUCAAGCAACCUCAACGACCGCUCGCAACUGGGAUUCCACGACUCCGAGCUCGCCAUCGUCAUGGAAGACACCCGUGUCCUCCCCUCCAAAAUGGACGGCAAAGACUACGCCGCCGGUCACCACGCCGCCACCCUCCGCCGCACCCUCUGGCGCGAGCACCUCGGCCUCCUUCCCGCGCAACCCCUCGACGCCGACUCCGAUCCCAACGCCCAGAUCCCCGACAACGGCGAAAACAACUACCUCGCCAACGACGACUGGGACGCCUUCGUCGCCGACCCCCUCUCCGACGACCUGUGGAAGAUGUGGACCGAGCGCGCGACUGCGAAUAUGCUCAUCUUCCGCCACCUCUUCCACGCCGACCCCGACGACAACAUCAAGACGUUCAAGGACUACGAUCACUUUAUGCCCAAGAAUACGCACAAGGCGGGCCACUUGUAUGAUCCGUAUCAGCCGGUUGAUCUGGUGCGCUCGGAGCUGGACAAGAUUCGCGGGCAUUUGGUGUGGUUUCCGCUGAAGUUUUUGGAGGAUGCGGAGAUGGCGGAGAAGGGAUUGCAGGUUAAUGCGUGGACGGAGAGUGUAUAUACUUGAUUUUGGGGUGCGUAGGUUUGGGGAUGGGAUUGCAUUCAACUGCUGCCUAAUGAGAG